Symbiodinium sp. CCMP2592 is the source of this 4863-nucleotide messenger RNA. Lineage: Eukaryota; Dinophyceae; Suessiales; Symbiodiniaceae. The record is from the annotation of a GenBank genome assembly.
AUGGCCAAGUUGUCCCCCGACUACGUGUUCAGCCUCCUCAAAAGCAUGAACGAGGCUGAGAGGGCCCACUUUUUGAAGCGAAUGGAAGGAGACCCGCUUCUUCCUUCCACAACGCCGGCACCCGCUUUGGCAGCAGCACCUUCGGAGCAGCCUGCUUCGAGCACCGUGAUCGACCCCAUCGGGGACUCUAUCGCUGCCGAAGAUUACGGGACACCGGCCGCUUUUACGUCUUCUCCCUCGCCUGCUGCACCCACUUUGGAGGCACCAGCGGAGCCUAAAGCAGCCACCGGUGAAGAGGCCAAUGCCGAGGCCACAGGUGACGGGGUCAAGGAACCGCCGCCGCGACCUCCUUCGUCGCCCGCUUUGGCGUCGACCACCCCAAAGGCCGGGGUACCGCUGCUGAAGUCGAAGAGCAUGGCUACGCCCGCUCCACCCGCUUCGGUGGCCACUACACCCCCGGCGGCUACGCCCAGCGCCCCUCCCGCUUCCAAGGCCCCGCCACCGCCGCUUGUGGAGGAGGGGAACCUGGGCGGAAGCUCGGGAAACACAGGGCAACAGCCGCCCGCUUCAACACCACAGCGCGAGAUAGCCCCGCUUCUCGCUAGUGACGCCCCAGCCUCCCGCUUGGGACACACUAUCUAUGAUAGCGAAGGCCGGGCCACUUUGCAGCUGGUUCAAUUGUGGGCAUGCCGCCGCCAGUGUUCCCAAUGCGCUCAGGGACACUGUCAGGCGACAUUCAGCGACAGAUCCAACAGCUUCCACGUGAACCACUUAUGCAGAGACUGCAAACGCGCUCGUGGGCGUGAGCGCCAGGAGGCCACUUCGCAGUGGAACCACGGCCAAGAUGAGUGGGGCCAGAGCCAGACCGCUUGGGAGGACUCGCCCGCUUGGAGCUCCUGGAACUGGUCUGGUCUCUUCGACAUGUCCGACUUCUCGCAGUUCGUGUCGGACUGCAACGUACCUCCUGCGGUGGCCUCUCUGCUUUCGGAGUUUGACACCGCUUUGUACGCACGUGCUUGCACAACUUCUUCCGAGCUAGUGGAAUUGAUCACCCACUUUAUGACCGAAGCCGCGGUGACAGAAGCAGCGGAACGCUUUAUCACUAAAGCGUCGUUACGCCUGCUUUUCUCCAAAUGCCGGCAGGCGGAGGGCAUGGCAUCCCUAGAAGCCACGCCCAGUUCUGCUCUCCCGCUUGGAGAAGCGCCUUCAACAGCUGUGCCAACCGCUCCGGCCGCAGUCCCGCUUUCUAGCUCAUGGCAGGAGGCUUGGCCGGCAAAACUCAGCGGCGAACGCACUGCAGCGCUUAGGAAAAGGUUCGAGGAGGAUUACCCCACUGAACUCCUCGAUGCCGAGAGCUUUCCGAGCGCCCGCUUGUUGGCCCUUACCAAUAAGAUGCUUUCAGAAAAGGAAGUGCGAUGGAUUCCCUGGAAGUACCGCUUAAGUGCAAGGGCGCAAGAAGACAGCCUGCUUAUCAGGCCCAAGAAACAGGCCCGCUUUGACAUCGCGGAGUUCUUCUUCGACGAGGCUCCAACCCGGGAUAUACAUGAAGGCCCCGCCUCCUUCAGCUUCGUGACACAGCUUCUCUCACUUGCUGCGAAUGCGAUCGCUUUAUGCCAGGGGGCACACCUAGGCUCCCUGAAACUCUACAACAAAAAGUUCACCCGCAUUUGCUUCACCAAAUACGAGGCCUCCGCCAACCUACGGGGCCCCACUACGAUGGAAGCCCAGGCAGCUGAUCGCCGAUGUUGGGAAAUCAUCGCCGACUUAGUCAAUGUGCAUCAUUGGAAGCUAGAUGAUGCGCUUCACGAAGUGGCGGAGGUGCGCUCUGAUUUGCACAGCUUACUUGCGCCCAGGCCAUUCGUACCCAAACCCAAGCACGAUCCGGACAACAGCUGGAAGGCCGGCUCCAAAGGCAACGGUCGUGGAGGCAAAGGCGGGGGCCGUGGCGGCAAAGGCCGCGAUGGCAAAGGCGAGAAGGGAGAGCGCUUCGAGCGAGGCGGCAAAGGUGGCAAAGGCAAGGACAACAAGCAGGUGACGCCUCCCGGAAAAUGGCUUUCAACCAUCUUCAUGGAUGGCAAGCGCCAGACUCUUUGCAUGCGCUACCAGAGCGGUCAGUGCAAGGACCCAGCCACGUGCCGCUAUGUGCACAGAUGCGCAGUGCCCAAGAGUGAAACCCACUUCAGCGACCAGCGGGACAUCGCUGAGGAGGUCACAGUUGUCCCGCUUUCAGUGCCUGCUCAACCUUCAGGUUCAGCAGGGGCAACCUCGGCACUGCCCAAGGCUGGUGCCCCAGUAUCCAUUGCAUCUUUGGCAAUCAGUGAAGGCUCCCUCGACUUCGCUACCUGCUUGGAGCUUUUAGCGCAGUACUUUUCCAUUCCCUUCAUUGAUGCCGCAGGCCCCACCGACAAUGCCAUUGACGCUUCCGGAGCAUAUUUCAACCUGGGAGCUUUCUCCUUUGAUAACGGCACCAGGUCGGGGAUAUUUCAGCGCACUGAACAAUUUUCCGAUGUACUUCGUUUCUUGAACGCUUUCAUGCAGCUUCAGUUCCCGGGUGCCUCUUGGAGCUCCUUGUGCGUGAGUCACAACGUUCGUACUCGCUUACACACGGAUGCUGGCAACGCUUCAGGAACACUCAAUCACACAGUUUCACUCGGCAAUUUCAGCGGAGGUGAGAUCUGGAUUAGCCCAGCUUUGGACCCCUCUGCUGCCAACAUCCCGGCCCCAUUGGAGGCCUCAUCCGAGGCCCACAGAGCGGAAGAUGCAAGCAAAGGUGAAUUGCGCGACACCUGGCAUUCACCGCUUUCCUUUAGCUGUGAAUCCAUCCAUUGUACGAUGCCAAUCCAAGGAGACAGGUGGGUAUUGACUGCCUACACUUGCAGGAACCUGCACAGCUUCGACAUGAAGUCGCUGGCACAUUUAAGGUCACUGGGGUUCCCAUUGCCUCCAGUACCUACAACACUUCCUCAGGCUGUACCCUCUUCACCGAAGGACAACACGCACGUCGAGAUCUUCUUAGAUAUCUGCUGUGGUGCCUCUCACCCACUUACCACGGCGAUCUCAUCAUGUGGCAUCAUAUGUUUGCCCAUUGAUCUGCUUGGUGAGGAGCAGCUGGACCUCUUGCACGACGACACGUACGAUCACCUCCUUCGGUUAUGCUUCUCAGGCAUUGUACGUUUUGCUCAUGGAUCUCCGCCAUGCAAAGAGUACUCCCGCUUGAAGCUACGCCCCGGGGGACCUGCUGCUAUCCGAUCCCCGGAACAUCUCAACGGGUUGCCGGGCAAUACAGCUUCACAGCAGGAACGCGUGGUAAGCAGCCAGAAGCUUCUGUAUCGCUGUGUAUGCCUGCUUCGGGCCGCUUUCAACUCAGGUGCACAUGUAUCUCUGGAACAGCCCACGAACGCGAUGUCUUGGCUUGAACCAUUCGUACAGGACAUGCUUGCUGAGAUACAGGCUUCACUGGUCAACAUCCCGGCGUGCUCAGUUGGCCAGAACAUAGCCAAAUCUUGGCUUUUAGCAUGCAGCUUCGAUGAUAUGCGAGCCUUGGCAGGUACAUGCUCUCAUUCGGAGGGUCAUCCUUCUGUGGCCGGCGUCAGGGACGAGCUUGGCAACUUUUUGUCACAGCGCACCGCAGAGUACCCAGCCCAGUUAGCAAACCGCUUUGCUCAGCAGGCGGCUAAACUUUUCUCGUCACGCCGGCCCUCCCACAGUGUUCCAACUUGUUCUUUGGCUUUCGCACUCUCUUCGAUCCCCAAGAAGCCCCGGGCAGCGACAACUACAGCAUCACAGGAUGGCGGUGGCAUCUACUCCUUGCCGGACUGGUCAAUGGGCCCCAGAUACCAGUCUGACAGCUUGCACGAUUUGCGCAAAGAAUGGCAGUCCUGGCUCCUCUCGCACAGGUGGAGGAAUGCCUUCGGCACCGACUUGUCAGCCGCAAACAGCUUGACAAACUUCUCGGUCUCCUCCAGUGGUAUUCAUACAUACUUGGACGACAAGCUCCGCUUCACUGGUAAACCGCCGGGCACCAGCAUUUCAGAAGGAUCCACUUUGUUGUCAGCUCGCCACAAAACAUUGCACAGCAAGGCUGAUCUCGCUUUGGUCCCGGUAAGCACCAAACGCAUGUGGCUUCGGGUUACGGACCCCACUUCAUCCAAGCGACGCCUCUCAGAAUCCAGCAGAGAAACACUUUCUUUCUUUGCCCACUUGAGCUCCAGGGACUGGCGUCCACGGCCGCUUAGACCACCACCCACGAGCUCAGUGGAAUCAGCAGCCGAUGCCUUCGGCAAAGGCAACGACUGCGGCGUCGGGGGAUGGCUCCUUCUCCCAUGUGGCCGCCUGCUUUGGUUUUCGCAUCGCUAUACCGUGCAGGACUUCCUGGAGCUCGGUCUGCCAAUGCAGCCUAACGCCAACUUGGACAUUUCCAGCUAUGAGACGUUGGCACAGUGCUACGUUCUUCUCGCUUUCUGGAAAGCCCAUGGUUCUGGCCGUUUGGCUUUGAAAUUACCAGCUUUGAGCGAUAAUAGUGGCGCUGAAUCGGUGUGUAACAAACUUUACACCUCCAAAGUACCACUUAAUCUUUUCGUUCGCAAGCUUUCGAUGUGGAGCUCCAUUACCGGUGUCACUUUGGACUGCAGCCACAUUGCUGGCGAAAAGAACGACGAUGCAGACCUGCUUUCGCGGUGGGACGGCUGCGCAGAACUUCCGGCCAAGUUUCUGCCAUCAAACCGCAUUGAGCUUUGCCUCUCUGAGUUCUGGCAGAUCCGCUUUCAAGUGACACUCUUUCCAGCUGAUACCUUUUUGAAGUGGCAGCUUCCAUCAGCCACCAGAUUGGGCCCGACAAACCGAGGCUCCAAUAAGCGCAAGUAG